Molecule: messenger RNA, 3496 nt
Organism: Drosophila virilis
Lineage: Eukaryota; Metazoa; Arthropoda; Insecta; Diptera; Drosophilidae
Gene: Grip
Product: Glutamate receptor interacting protein
Biological process (GO): neurotransmitter receptor transport, endosome to postsynaptic membrane
Molecular function (GO): protein binding
Source: RefSeq, a predicted model, not a curated record
AUGAAAUUGUGGAAAUCCAAGAAGCCCAUCGGUGGCUGUGUGCCCGGCAAGUCCAGCGCUCUGAAGCAGGAGCAGGAGCUGACCACCAAACAGCAGCAACAGCAGCAGCAACAGGACUCCAAUGGCAUUGCGCUGGCGCCCAUGCUAUCUGUUGACCGCGCGAUGAGCCCCGCGCAAUCCGAAGACUCCGGCCUGGCACCGGAACGGGGCACCACCUAUGCAACGAUCACGCUGCCGCGCAAUGCCCUCCAUUUGGCCAUCAAUUUUGCAGAGCGCAAUGAUUUGUCCUAUCCACCUGUUAUUGGGGCCCUCAAUCCUGUGGGUCAUGCGGCCGACUUUCUGGCGCCGGGCGAUCGCCUGCACCAAAUCGAUGGCAUCUCGACAAUCGGCCUAAGCAAUCAGAAGAUCAUGAAUAUGCUGUGCGCCACCGGAGCGGACACGGCACCGGCCAUAGUGGAGAUCGAGUACUCUCUGCCCGAAUGCACAGUUUCCCAAAAUAGUCUGUAUGUUACCUCGAAACUGGCACAGAUCACCGUGGAGCGAGAGAGCGGCUGCCUGGGCUUAACGUUGCGGGGCGGCGCCGACUAUCCGCUGAUCGUGACGCACGUGAGACUGCACGGCCCCGUCUACAAGACCGGCCGGAUCAAGCCCGGCGAUCGUCUGCUGCGCGUCGAUAAUAUAUCGCUCAUUGGCAAGACGCUGGCCGAGGCGCAGCAGAUCAUUAAAUGCGGCCACGUUUCCGGCUACACCAAUCUCACCAUUGAGUACGACGUCUCGGUAGUGCAGAGCGUCGAGUUCUCAAUGGGGCCGCUGCUCAUCGAGAUCGAGCGACCGCUGAAUGAUAAAUUGGGCCUGGUGCUGUGCAACUAUACGAGCUCCGCCGCCAGCUCCGCAGGCGCCGCCACCAGCACUGACAAAAUAGACGAGGUUGCCCAAUCGGGCAUCUAUAUUGCCAGCAUACUACCCGCCAGUAUUGCCGAUCGCUGCGGCGCCUUAUCAGUCGGCGAUCAGGUGCUCUCCAUUGAUGACACAAUGAUCGAGCACACGGCCUACAGUCCCGACGAGGUCAUGACCAUAUUGGACACCAGCACUGGACGCGGCUACACUCAGAUGCAGAUCAUGCCGGCACAUGCGCUCGCGCGACGCGGUCACACGACGCUGGGCAGCCCCAAGUAUAGCUUCAGCACGCUGGAAUCACGCAAGUCCACGGGCAGGCAGCGCCAGCGUUUCGUGCGCAAGAGCUCCCUGCCGCUGGAGGGGAACGGAGGUGGUGCCGGGCACACAAGCAGCUUGGGCCUGUGCCGGGCGGAGAGUUUUCCGGUGCUGCUGGACUGCAGCCAGGGCGCUGGCAUUGUGCUGGGCGCAGCGAGCAGCUGCGGACGAGCCGUCAGCAUUGCCCAGAUCCUGCCCGACUCGGUGGCCGAUCGCAGCGGCUGCAUCCAGCCGGGCGAUCGCAUUGUGGCCAUCAAUAAGAUGUACAACCUGGACGCGGCUGCGAUGCGCCAGCUGCUGGACGGACGCGCCGGCAGCGGUGCGCCCGCUGCGGCAAACUGGCUAGAGCUGGAGGUGGAGUUCGACAUGUCCGAUGCGGUGGUGCCCUCCAGCGGUGUCUUCAACGUGAAGCUGCUCCGCGCGGCCAAGUGCGGCCUGGGCCUUAGUGUGAGCGGCUCCAGUCAUGCGGGUCUGGUCAUAUCCGAUGUCAAAAUGGGCAGUCCCGCCCAUCGCUGUGGCUCGCUGCGACCGGGCGACAUACUGCUCGCCGUGGAUCAGCAUCCCGUGCAGCAUUUCAAUGUGGAUGCCUUGCUGAAGGAGCUGCCCACGCCGACGCCGACGCCGACGAGCAGCGCGGACUACACCACGCUGACCAUCAAGCGGGUGGUGCUGCCCGACUUUCUGCCCAGCCCCAUCUACAGCAAUUGCACCACCAGCACCAGCGGCGCCGUGGUCGCCGGCGAGAAUGAGCUCUACAGCAGCGCCUAUGUGGCCGGCAAGUAUGGCGAGGGCAAGUACAACGAUUGCGUUUCGCUCAAGUCGAGCACGCCGCAGCCGGAUUACUUCCGCGGCGCCAGCCUGGACGAGACGGGCAGCCUGCAGUCCGUGCAGCUGCGGCAUGCGGCGCCAAAUGGAGGCUGGCCGACGGGCAAUGGCUGCUCGAACAGUCGCUCCUUUGCCGGUGCGCCGAACACACAGAGUCUGACCACGGAGCUGCCCGUUGAGGAGGAGGACGAACAGGAUGAGGAUGAUCAGCAACAGCCGCAACAGCAUCACGCCCCAUACGCCGGAUACGAGUUGAAUCGCUAUGCCAGCGUGGACUGCACGGCCUUGCCGCCGCCCAUGGAGAGCAAGGUGUACGGCUCGGCGGCCAGUUCGAGCAGCAAGAGCAGCGGCAGCAGCCUGCAUCAGAUCAUCUUUACGGUGCGCCUGGAGCCCAAGGGCGGACUCCUGGGCAUAACGCUGGCGGGCAGUGAGGACAUCACCAAGCCCAUAACCAUAAGCGGCCUGGUGGAGGGCGGCAUUGCGCACAAGAACGGCCAGAUCCAUGUCGGCGACCAGCUGCUGGCCAUCGAUGAGCACUCCGUGCAGGGCAUGCCGCUCUCGCAUGCCACCAGCCAGCUGCACAAUCUGGGCGACCUGGUCGACCUGAAGAUACUGCGUAGCCAUGACAUCAACAACAGCGCCAGCGGCAACUGCAGCCUGCCGGCCAACCAGGCGAUCUAUGCCAAGGUACAGCGUCGCCCGCGCAGUCCCUCGGCCAACACCGAGGCAAGCAACAGCAAUGCCAAGGAUCAGCAGCAGCAGCAGCAGCAGCGCGUGUUCCAUGUCACACUUUACAAGGAUAAAGUCUAUGAUGACUAUGGCUUCUCCGUCUCGGACGGGCUCUACGAGCGCGGCGUCUUCAUCAAUCGCAUACGGAGCGGCGGACCCGCGGACAUGUGCGGCCAGCUGAAACCCUUCGAUCGCAUCAUGCAGGUCAACGAGAUGAAGACCCAGGACUUUGACUGUUGCCUCACCGUGCCGCUGAUCGCCGCCGCCGGCGACAAGAUCGAGAUGAUCAUGCAGCGCUCCGAGUGAGCGACGAUCCAUGUUUCGCUCGAGAGGCCCAAAGUUUCUGUCUAUCUUUUCUUUUCUUUACUAUUUUUUUUUUUUAAUCUUUAACUAGUUGUAUCUUAAGUAUCUUAAAGCUAAGUGCCAUUUUUUUUUUGUAUCUAACCGCCGAGUUCCCUUUCCGGAUGCAAAACUGAUCUGAUCAUCGACCCAAACCCACCCACCCACUUUCUGAUAUGCCUUGACUAAUUUUAGCGACAAUAAGUGCCAAGUGCCUGCAAGUUUUUUUUUUUAUAAUAAUAUAUAUAUAUAUAUAUACACAUAAUUAUAUAUAUAUACAUCUAUAUAUAUAGCGAGAGAUUAAUAUACCAACGAUUGUCUAACGUAACCAAAUAAAAAAAAAAGGGAGAACAUUUCAUCAUUAAAUAGCUCCAUACGAAAAUAAUCCAUA